Molecule: messenger RNA, 915 nt
Organism: Teleopsis dalmanni
Lineage: Eukaryota; Metazoa; Arthropoda; Insecta; Diptera; Diopsidae
Exons: 2
Coding region: 55-774 (239 amino acids)
Source: RefSeq, a predicted model, not a curated record
UAUAUACUUACCUUUACGAUUUUUGAAAUAUAUUACUUAUUGGGAACAAAAAAGAUGGAAUACGACGGCAACUCAUUCAAUACUCACAAAAUAAUAGUGUUUAAGUUGCUAUCAAAACUAAUUGAUAAAUGGAAUCAAUUUAAUAAACUACGCAUGGAAUACGCAAUAAAACUGUGUGAUCUGAAAAAUAAAACUGGUAUUUUAAUGUCCAAGUUCUCUACAAUCCAAGAUAAUUCGACUGAUAAUAUAGAGAUUGAUAUUCUUUCGGACGAGAUUGAAGAUAUUAAACGUCAUCACGCUGAAAUUAAUUUGUUUUUUUCCUCACACAAAGAGAAGGUUAUAGAUGAUGCCAAGGAAUUAGUGUUAUAUUUAAUAAUGGAAAAAAAUAAAGUAAUGAAAAUAUAUAAUGAAAUCCUAUUAAAUGAAAAACGUAAUAUCCUUCCUGAUCGAACGCACAAUUCUGAACAAUAUUAUUUGAGACCAAUAGUUGAAACACAAGUUUGCUUCUUUAUUUAUAUUAGAAGAAUCCGGAAAAUUGAAGAAAAACUCAUCCCGUUUUUUAAAAUCUUGUGUAUGAACGGAAUAAAUAUUAUAUCUCCCGCGGGGUGUUUGCCACUUUGGUUGCAUUCAGCUCGUGGCACUGAGAAUGUAGAAAAUUUUAUUGAUUCCAGCUAUGACGAAACUUAUUAUUUUAGUAGGUCAUGUGGUUUUAAAGAUGGAGAUAGUACGAGAGACAAUAUCUGUGAUAAUGUGAAUGAUUCAACAAAUGACUAGAAAAAAACAAUUCUAAAAAUUAUUCCAGCAUUAUUUCGGUAGGCGUGAUAUCUAUCAGAAUCGUAAAUGAAGCGAGUGUUAUCAUUGUUUCAAAAGAAUAUAUUAUAUACAUGUUAUAUAUUAUAGAGAGAUAAAUUUUCA